GGCCGCCCGACGCUUAAUUCUCUGUACUGCUCCUGCUACACCUAGACACGCCCGUCUUUUCAUCACAACAAGUUCACCGUGAGACAUUGACGCAGUCCUGCUCAUCCACUUCGACAGUCACCUGUACUUGACGCUUCCUCCUUGAACCAGAACACACACUCGGCCACACCAACAAGGAAGCAUUCGACACCUUUACCCAUUAUAUCGACCAUCUUCACGCCGCCACCAGCACUGCACAUCUUGAGAAAGACUUCUUCCCUCCUGGACGACACGCCACGGCAGUAGUUCGCCGCACCCAUUCUGACGUUGUGUCAUGUUAUGGAAUAUCGCCCACAAUUUUUUGGAAUAGACACGCACCACCACCUUCACAACCACCUCGCAACUGGCAAGAUGUCCACCCUCACCAUGUCGGCGCCCCACCACCACGUUGGCUUUCACAGGGAGUUUACCUGGCAGGAGCCUCGCGUUCAGCAGGCAUACCGCCCACAGGAAGAGCACAACAAGAUCGCACUGCCAUCUAUCCGACAGGCAUUCCCAGAACUGCAACUGCAGAUCCAGCAAGAACCACCGUCGAGACCUUCGACUACCGCCGGCAUCUCUCCUGCUACUUCGCCAGGCUACAUGUACUCCACAGGCAGCACCAAGCGCAGAAGAUUAUCGAUUGAGACUGAGGAUGAGGUUUCGAGCAAAGUUCCCCGGCUCUAUGAGGCUACCCAGGUUCUCCCUGCUCGCCACAACUCUCCCCCACAGGCCUGGGCCGACUCGCAUCCGAGUGUAUUGAAGAGUGUUGUCCCUGCUUCUCAAUCAGUCAUCACUUCUGAGGCGCGCUCUCCCACCGACUCUCGCCCAACCCUGCCAAGCUUGCCGCACCUCAACUUUGAUCGCCGAACAAGCGAACUGCCUCGCAUGGGAAGCAUGUCUAGUGAGGACUACGCUGUUGACCCUGCGAGGAGAGCAAGCAUUGUACACGGUAUGAGCCAACGCGAACCCUUGCCUCCCCAGCAAGAGCUGCGCUCUGUCAGUGCCAGUUAUGAUUAUCACUCGAUUCACCGAGGCCAGCCGCCUGCCAUGCCCUCAAACCACGUACAAUAUGAACGCACCCCUUUCACUUCCGGGGUGUACAGUCGUCCUUACCACCGCGAUCCCUACAUGCGCAUGAACGAGCUUGGUAUGGGUCAAGGGGUUGAGAGUAAGCAGCGCAAGCGUCGUGGCAACCUCCCUAAGGAGACAACAGACAAGCUGCGGGCCUGGUUUGUGGGUCACCUGCAACACCCAUAUCCUACUGAGGAUGAGAAGCAAGAUUUGAUGAGGCAGACGGGUCUGCAAAUGAACCAAAUUUCCAAUUGGUUCAUCAAUGCACGACGUCGCCAGCUGCCCACAAUGAUCAACAACGCUCGUGCCGAGUCCGAUGCCACGAGCAGCCGGGAGAAUGACGACAGAAUUCUCCCCUCCACUGAGAGGGACGCCUACGGUAGUUCCAAGCGCGCCACUGGCCACCUCAGCGACGGGGAGGGCAGUUUGUAUGACGAGGAGCUUUCCCAUCAUGCAAGAGCAUCCCACAUUCAACGUGGCAGUGUUUAAGACCCUACCAACACAUCUCAAUAAUUCCGCAUACCGUCUUCGUGUCCUACACAGUCUUGGACCGAGUUUCUUAAUACCCCGGCACCGAUUCAUAUUCGCUGCAUUGUCCAAAGUUCGUUUUGAGACGACUGGGCAUUUUUCUUUCUCCCUUGUGGCAUAUGUCCAUGCCUUUUUCUUUUUUUCUUUCUUUUGGGCUGUCGUCAUGUCGACGUCGCAAAUGCAGGGACUUUUACCCUGCACUAUACUGGUCUGGUUUACACUUACAUCAAGCAAUGGCGUUCUGGUGGUUUGGGGAAAAAAGCGUAUGUACAAUGGAGCGUAUACACAUAGAGUUGGACCAUUUCUGGGCAUACUUUGCUGGUUCGAGCAGCCGACACGGGCAGGCUAGCCCCCAGUUUAAACAUUUUGGUCAAGACAUACCAUAAAGAUAGCAUGGUGCUCCGCGGCGCCUCCACUCAAUGAAAGGUAGACAUUACUUUCGAGCC
Molecule: messenger RNA, 2066 nt
Organism: Microdochium trichocladiopsis
Lineage: Eukaryota; Fungi; Ascomycota; Sordariomycetes; Xylariales; Microdochiaceae
Exons: 3
Coding region: 319-1581 (420 amino acids)
Biological process (GO): regulation of transcription by RNA polymerase II
Molecular function (GO): DNA-binding transcription factor activity, RNA polymerase II-specific; RNA polymerase II cis-regulatory region sequence-specific DNA binding
Source: RefSeq, a predicted model, not a curated record